Osmerus eperlanus (European smelt) is the source of this 1929-nucleotide messenger RNA. RefSeq names its product chemokine (C-C motif) receptor 9b (gene ccr9b). Lineage: Eukaryota; Metazoa; Chordata; Actinopteri; Osmeriformes; Osmeridae. Gene Ontology annotation, cellular component: external side of plasma membrane; membrane. The transcript has 3 exons. The record is from RefSeq and is a predicted model, not a curated record. Gene Ontology annotation, molecular function: C-C chemokine binding; C-C chemokine receptor activity. Bases 98 to 1195 code for a protein of 365 amino acids. Gene Ontology annotation, biological process: immune response; positive regulation of cytosolic calcium ion concentration; inflammatory response.
AGCCAGGCAGUGAUAUGAGACAGAGACUUCACACUGAGGAAAAAACACACUCAACACUGACACAUAUUGCCUAUUGUCUGACCAUAGGCUGGGUAAAAUGGCAGAUUUUUUUGAAUACACAACAGAAGACCCAACAACCGAUGAAUUUGGCUCAGGGUACACUGACGACUAUGACGGCAGCUCCACAUCAGGGUUGUGUGAAAAGAGCGGGGUGCGGGACUUCCGUGCUCAGUACGAGCCCCCGCUCUUCUGGGUCAUCUUCGUGCUGGGCGCCAUGGGCAACCUGAUGGUGGUGUGGAUCUACACGACGGUCCGCCACCGUCUGAAGACCAUGACGGACAUGUACCUUCUCAACCUGGCCGUGGCCGACCUCCUGUUCCUGGGCACGCUCCCCUUCUGGGCAGCUGACGCCCUCAAGGGCUGGGAGUUUGGCCUGGGCUUCUGCAAGGUGGUGUCGGCCGUCUACAAGAUCAACUUCUUCAGCAGCAUGCUCCUGCUCACCUGCAUCAGUGUGGACCGCUACAUCUCCAUCGUCCAGGUCACCAAGGCCCACAACCUGAAGGGCAAACGUCUCUUCUACAGCAAGCUGGCCUGCCUGGGCGUGUGGACCAUCUCCAUUCUCCUGGCCCUGCCUGAGUUCAUCUUCGCCCAGGUGAAGAAGGGUCAGCAAGACCUGUCCUUCUGCACGAUGGUCUACGGGGUGAACCUGCACAACCGGACCAAGAUCCUGGUUCUGUCCCUGCAGAUCUGCAUGGGGUUCUGCCUGCCUCUCGUGGUGAUGACGCUCUGCUACUCUGUCAUCGUCAAGACCCUGAUGCAGGCCCGCAGCUUCGAGAAGCACAAGGCCCUCCGCGUCAUCUUGGCCGUCGUGGCUGUGUUUGUCCUCUCCCAGCUGCCGUACAACAGCCUGCUGGUGAUCGAGGCGUCCCAGGCUGCCAACAUCACCAUCACCACAUGCAGUCUGGUCAAGCAGUUUGACGUGGCAGGCCAGGUGGCCAAGAGCCUGGCAUACACCCACGCCUGCAUCAACCCCCUGCUCUACGUGUUCAUCGGGGUGCGUUUCCGCAGGGACCUGGUGAGCAUGCUGAAGCGGUGCAGCUGUGCCCUGGGGCGUCAGGGGAGCCUCAGCAAGACUGUCCCCAAACGCCCCUCCGUCAUGUCAGACACCGAGAGCACCCCCGUACUCUCCUUGUAACUGCUCCCUACCCCCCCCCCCCUCCCAUGGUCAAGGAAUUUCCCUGGACUCCCCCCCCCCCCCCCACCCAUCCUGAUGGAAUGGCUUGCUGCCUUGUCAUCUUCAUGCCCCACCACUUCAUAAAGAUCUCAUGGUUGGUCUAUCUUCUGGGGGGUCAUGUCCACUAUCGCUUUUGUCUUAGAAAGAUACAGUACAAUGUGCAGCUGCUACUUCUCUGCAUGCACUCCUUUAAUCUUUCUGGUGUCUCACAAUACUCAAGUGACAACUGUCUAGUUUUACUGAAUAUCAUGCAUAUCAAGCGGACUGCCAUCUAGAAACUACUACAUUGUGGAUCAUUACAUGAUCAAAUGGAGAAUGUACCAAUUUAUGUUUUGACCCAUGGUAUGUCUGCAUGCCCCCCCCCAGACAUAAUCUCCACCUGCGAGUACAUCCCUACUCUCCUCUACAGACUUAUAGUACUUCCCACCCAUUAUAGCUGAAGAGCUGUCUUUGUUUCACAUUGAGGUCAUUCAACAUUUAACACAAGUGAUACACCAAAAUCAUUCAGUCCUUGUAUAAACUGUACAUUACUGUACAUAGGUUGAUUAGUGUAGGUUGAUUCAUUAUUUGUGUGUUUGUGUUUUUAUUGAUACUAUCAUUGUACUCUCAGUGUUAGCUGUGUGCAUUUUAGAGGCACCUGGAAAAAAAUGUGGUACCAGAGAAAAAAAAAACAAUAAAGAAAUAAGUAAAAUGUU